Lingula anatina is the source of this 2043-nucleotide messenger RNA. Its product is annotated as UDP-glucose:glycoprotein glucosyltransferase 1. Gene Ontology annotation, cellular component: endoplasmic reticulum. The record is from RefSeq and is a predicted model, not a curated record. Lineage: Eukaryota; Metazoa; Brachiopoda; Lingulata; Lingulida; Lingulidae. Gene Ontology annotation, biological process: ERAD pathway. Gene Ontology annotation, molecular function: UDP-glucose:glycoprotein glucosyltransferase activity.
CUCAAGAAGGAGUCCGAGUCUGCGCAGAUGCGUUUCCGGUGCAUUUCCAAUUCUCAGACGACACGAAGAUUCCGGCUAAAAUGGCAGGGCUUGUUUUGUUAGUUAUCUUGGUGCUGCAUGCCUGCAGUGAAGUAGAUGCCAAGUCCAAAUUUGUCUCUGUGUCACUAGAUGCCAAAUGGGAGUCGACACCACUGAUGCUAGAAACUAGCGAGUUUCUGGCCAAAGAGAGUAAUGCCAUGUUCUGGGCUUUUGUGGAUACUGUGGCAGAGGCCAACACUGCUGACAUGCAAGAUAAAGAACCUAAAAGUGUAUGAGAUGAUUCUGUCCAUAGCAGAAAAACUUAUUCCUUCCAAAUAACAACUGGGCCUUCUCAAGUUUUCAUUAUCAUUAAGAUCUUAUUCACCAGCUGUAGAAAUGCAUAAUCAGGUGGCCAAGGAUAAUAACCCUCCCCGUGAUUGUGAUACAUUUGUCGACGUCCAGGGCAAGGUCACGUGUGAUAGCAAGGAAAUGAAACGACUCAUUAACAGUGCCACUCAAAGGAACCAUCUGAAGAGAAGGUGAGACUGGCUGGGUAUGGUGUGGAGUUGGCAAUAAAGAGCACAGAAUACAAAGCAAAGGACGAUACAAAAAUGCAAGCUGGUGAAGAUGAGGAAGAUGACUUGGAAGAUGAUGAAGGAAAGGAUGUUCAGGGCAUUGUGUUCUCAUCUCUACGAAUGAAGCAUCCUGAUUUGAAGGAGAAAUUGAAAGAAUUCAAGAAACAUCUUAUGAUGAGUAGCAAUGAGCUAUCCCCUCUGAAAGUUUGGCAGUUACAGGUAUUUGAGCAGUAUUUGAACAUUCUCCCUGGGGAAUCGGCUCUAUUCUUCAAUGGCCUACAAUAUGACCUUGAUAUCAGUGAUGUGUUCACUUUGCUGGAUACAUUACGAGCUGAUGCCAAGAUUAUGGAAGGCUUAUACAGUAUGGGUAUUAAGGGUGAAAGCCUAAGUAGCCUCCUUAAGCUUGACUUGAAAGAAACAGUUACCAGUUAUGCUGUAGAUAUCCGGAAUGGGCCCAUACAGUAUAUCAAUGAUCUUGAGAAGGACAGAAGAUACCAGCAGUGGCCCAGCAGUGUUCAGGACAUGUUCAGACCCACCUUCCCUGGAAUGCUAAGACAUGUCGCCAAAAACUUUUUUACAAUGGUAUUUAUGGUGGAUCCUUCCCAGCCAGAUGCCAGAGAUUUGCUGAAGAUGGCAGAAUCAUUCUAUGUGCACAAUGCCCCAAUCAGACUAGGCUUACUGUUUGUAGUGAACAAUGAGAAGGAAGUGGAUGGAGAACAGGAUGCAGGUGUCGCCCUCUACAGGGCUUUCAACUUUGUGAAAACAGCCAACACUGUGUCUGCUGCUCUUUCUUUUCUUACUGAUGUGUUUGAUAAGGUCCAGGCUGGAGAUUUGACAGCAGACCAAGUGGUUGCAGAAUUCAGGUCACAGUAUCAAGAUGAGGAUGUCAACAUGGUGUUUUCUUCAGACUCAGAUUAUGAUGAUGGUAGAAUAUAUCUGUGUUGAGAGACAGAGAAGAGGAGGACACAGGCAAGUUCUGCAGAGUACUUCUCCCUCAUUGGCCUCACCUCACUGCCUCAAGUUCUCCUAAAUGGGGUUCCUCUCAAGAAAGAGACACUUAACCAAGACAGUUUUGAGGAAGGUGUGGUUAUGGAGAUAAUGAAACAGACUCCAGACUUCCAAAAGGCUGUCUAUAAGGGUGAACUGACUGACAGAGAUAAUGUGUUGGACUGGAUAAUGGAAAAAGAGGAUGUUUUGCCAAGACUGAAUGACCAGAUACUGGACACCAAGGACAAGAGGUACCUGCAGUUUGGACAUGAUGCAGAUCAGUAGCAGAUCAGUGGGGAACAAGAAUUACAAAAUAUCCUUUUACAGUUGCUUGAAAUGUGGCUGAAUAUUUUAUCACAUUAAAUUAUUGAUUCUAACUCAUAAGAAUAAAUUGUACCACCAGCGUUAGCGCUGGCGGUACACAUGGUUUAAGUCCCGUCCGGAUCGUUCCGCCGGCUCCUGC